Molecule: messenger RNA, 1356 nt
Organism: Cotesia congregata
Lineage: Eukaryota; Metazoa; Arthropoda; Insecta; Hymenoptera; Braconidae
Source: the annotation of a GenBank genome assembly
AUAAUCAACGCCAUUAGGGAACUGAGCUGCCUUGUGGCAAAAAGAUACAUUAGAUUAGUAGAUAAGACAGAAAACUAUUAUUUCAAAACACGCCCCCAAUCUCAGUGUUUGUUGACAUUCGACGCUAUUGUUAUGGUAGUAAACAUGGAUAUUUUUAAAUUACCAAUAAUAAUAUUAUUAUUUACAACAAAUACUUUUGUAAUAACUGAAGAAGAAUUUUGUUCGAUUGAGAAGCCAUCAUGUUCUGACAAAAAACAAUAUGAAGAGUUAAGCGAUCUCGAUAACAAUUACAAGGACUAUUAUGACUUAAUAACAAGAGCUGAGGAUGAUUAUAAGGAGUGCGAAGCAAAAAAAUGCGGCUGCUUUACUGACGUUAUCUCUCAAGAUCUUGAGCCAUUUAAAUCAGAUGGUAUCAGUAAAAAAUUGAUUGAUUAUUCAUUAUCCAGAGGAAGUAUUUAUCAAAUAAUAAAUGGAGAAUUAUUCAGAUCUAAAGAAUGCAUGUUCCCAUCAAGAUGUGCCGGAAUUGAGCACUUUAUUAAUAAAAUCGUCGCUAAUGUGACAGACACUGAGUUUUUGAUUAACACCCGAGAUUAUCCUCAAUCAAGCAGACACUUUGGGACUGCGCUGCCCAUAUUUUCUUUCAGUAAAACUCCGGAGUAUUAUGACAUCACUUAUCCUGCCUGGUCCUUCUGGGAAGGAGGCCCUGCCAUCUCAUUGUACCCUCGUGGGCUCGGUAGGUGGGACCAGCACCGCAAAUCUUUGGAUAAAGCCAGCCAGGAAAAUCCUUGGGACGAGAAAAAAUCACAGGCAUUUUUUCGCGGCUCAAGAACUAGCUUCGAGCGUGAUAAUUUAAUUUUACUGAGUCGGGAACAACCGGAACUUGUUGAUGCUCAGUACACAAAAAAUCAGGCCUGGAAGUCUGACGAAGAUACACUUCACAGACCACCAGCUCCAGAAGUUUCAUUAGAAAAUCAUUGCAAGUACAAAUAUUUAUUCAAUUAUCGCGGAGUAGCAGCUUCAUUUAGACACAAACAUUUAUUUUUGUGUAAUUCAUUGGUCUUCCAUGUCGGUGACGAGUGGACUGAAUUUUACUACUCUGCAAUGAAGCCUUGGAUUCAUUAUAUUCCAGUUUCCAAAGAUGCUAGCAAACAAGAACUCGAACGACUGAUUAAAUUUGCACGAGACAACGAUGAAAUAUCACGGAAAAUAGCUCAACGUGGUCGUGAUUUUAUCUGGAAAAAAUUACGAAUGUCGACAAUAGAUUGCUAUUGGAAAAAAUUACUCCAAAAAUACACAAAACUCCUUACUUAUAAGCCAACAAAAAGAGAAAACAUGCAACCGAUUAAUCGAAGAUGA